UUUCGAAUUGACCAUUGAAGACCAAACAGUGCUUCAAUUUCAAGUCUUAAUAUAUUCCACCAAGGAGAUCAGAGGCUAUCUUAUCGGUAACAGGCACUGUAUUUGAUUCAAGGAAUUCUCCGGCUUGAUCAGCAGCCGGUACUCUGCAGUAGCAAUCAGAGGCCUCUCCCCAGAAACCCACCCAUAUAUCCCCACCUUCCCCUGCUUCAUCCAUCGCCCACUCAAUUCUUUUUGAGUAAGAAAAAAAAGGAAAAUCGAUUCCGGCUGUUCUCGCCCUUUUGAACAUGCCUGGUGCCAGCAGUAAGGCAGGGUUAGGUUAUCUUCGCCAACGGACGGACCAAUUGGGUGUCAUAACGGCACAACACGUGGUGGCGUGUUCUUAUAUUGCCUUGCGCUGGGUUUCCUUAUAUCUCGGUUUCGGUCGAUCACGACACGGUAUGGGGCUGUCUGGGAGAUGCCACAGGCUCCAUAUCGGGUGCUGUUUGCGGGCCUUGGGUGAGGGACUUUUCUCGGGAUUUUGAAAGGCGGGUCAGGUGGGAGGUUGGCGUUGGUCGAAGGGAGGAAGGGAGAAGAGUAUUGAAGAGGGGUAUCAUAGUAGGAGUGAUGGAAGAAGAGCUUGGGAUAGAAAUGGUAUGGGUGACUACCGGUACGGGACAUCAUACGGGUCGCUGCGCGUGCAGGUGAGAGGGGUUUUUUUAUCUUCUUCCCCGGGCGCGGGGAGAGGGUAUGAUAUAACUGCUAUGCCCUCUUCUGCUUUCUUUCACUUUAAAGUCUUGAAAGAGAGGGUGGGAUUUUUUCUGCGCACAAGUUGAAAGUCUUUGAGACCAGUACAAAUAGCAGUACAUGUUCAUGAGCUCAAGAGGAUUAAUACCGUACACCUUUUCUAUCCUCUUAUACCGGUACCCCCUCCUUCCCCUUGCAGUUUCUAUCCACUUAGCCACAUCUAAUGCCCGAGCAGUCGGUCACCUAUCGGCCAAGCUAACCACUGGAUUUAGGCCCCGCAGUUUCAGAAUGACCAUAGCCGCCCUCCAAACAGAAAUGUCAACGGAAACCGGCGCCGCUACCGCCAUCUUCCCCCCCUCCCCCGCAAAGGCGGCAUGGGUAUCGCCUAUCAUGACCUCGCUCUCACAACUCCGCAGGAGCCUCACCGCCAUUCUCCAGCAGAUAUUCUGCCGCCUCCUCGCCUUUCUCCUCCAACAGGGAAUGGGCCUGCGGCUCCGGUGGGGAAAAUUCAAGGACGCGGUCUUUUACGAAACCAUGUUGCUCCUGUUACAGCCCAACCUGGUUAUGCUUAUCCUUAUGUGGCCCGGUUGGAUUGUGGUUCUGUUGGUGGUCGUGUGGAGGUGGUGGGCUGGAGCUGGGGAUGCGGUUUAGCGAAAAUUUGGGGUUGCAGAUGUAAAUAUGUGUUUUGUUCACUGUUUGGAGAAGGCGUUAAGUUACCGGUUGGAAUGUAAGGCGUUGAUGUUGUGGCUUCGUUGUUUGAGGGUUAGGCAAACGGUGCGGGUCGAAAAGCGACAGUCAGGCCCACAGGCCCACGGUAUCCUGAGUUUAGUAUUAUACCGAGUAUGUUUGAGGAU
This is a messenger RNA of Tuber aestivum (summer truffle), 1577 nucleotides long. Lineage: Eukaryota; Fungi; Ascomycota; Pezizomycetes; Pezizales; Tuberaceae. The record is from the annotation of a GenBank genome assembly.